UGAAUAAUGAGUUCAAUAGUUUUCUUUCCUUUUUUUUUUUCUCCUUUUUCUCCUUUUUUUUUUUAAACAUUUUAUCUUCUGCUUGUUGCUGAGUUCAUCAACGGACUUUGGGACUUCUAUUGUACAAUAAUGGCUAUAAAAACGUCCCGUUUCGAUUGCUUCACCAGUCCUUGACUCCUGAUGUUGUGUGCUAAUACCCCAUCAGUAUUCAAAGAUAAUGCAGCCUGCUUAUUUCGCUUUUCUCGCUACUCUUGUAGCACUUGGACAUGCGGGUCCAAUCCAGAUGAGAGGUGGUCGAGACCAGACAACUUGUGCCAAAACAUGUACAGGAAGCAACAAGUUCGGCUAUAAAUCAGGAAUCGUCUACCAAUAUGAAUAUGCUGGCACCGCUUCAAUCCAGAUAAAGAAAGCCUUCAGUGAUCAACCAACGAUAUCAAUGAGGACAAAAGUGGAGAUAGAACCUGUGUCCAAAUGUGAAAUGAUCAUGAGGAUCACGGAAGCCACUCUCAAUAAUGUUGAAGAUGCUUCGCAAAGCACCCGCUUCCAGCAAGCUCUUACAGAACAUUCUUUGAGAUUUGCCUUCCAGGAUGGCGUAAUCAGUGCUAUUUGCCCAGAAUCAGGUGAAUCAGCAAGGAUCUUGAACAUCAAACGUGGUAUUUUGUCAGCUUUCCAAAACUCCAUGGAUAGCUUUGACUCGUAUACCGAGACAUACGAGACUGAUGCUGAUGGAACUUGCUUGACCGCAUAUAGCUUAAUGGGGACCAAUGAUAAUGCCAUAGAAUUUACAAAAGAGAAAGACCUUCUCAGUUGUUCUAACCGAGAGCAUUACAAUAAUGCCAUGCAGUCUGUGAUGUACAAUUCUCAUUCUGAAGUGAACUCUCUACCACUGCUCAAGGGUAGUUAUAAAUGCCAUCAGAAAAUAGAUCCCUCAUCAAUGAUUUUGAAAAGGUCAGAAUGUAAAGAAGAACAAGUCUUCAGACCAUUUUCCAAUGGUGACAGUGGAGCAAUGACCGCAGUAACACAAACUUUGGUAUUUACAGGCAUUCACAAACCAGGACGUGCUGCAGAGGAAGGUUUCAGUCAUAGAACCACUUUGAUAUUUGAACAUGAACAUAAUGCAGUGAACCAGCAUGAAGCUAAACAAGAAAUUCAAGCCAACCUUCUGGAUUUCUGUAAAAACAUGGACUCAUCCAUUGGUGAAGGAUUUACUGAAAAGAUGAACGAGCUGAUUGAAUACAUCAAAGAGGCAGAUUAUGACACACUCCGAAAAGUUUACAACACUAUCUCCAGAAGCAGCUUCUGUCAAAAGAACAGUGAACGAACCAAGUUACGCUCUGACUUGAUGGGUGUUUUUGGUGACACAACUGAAGACUCCGAAAUCCGAAUCAGUACUUACAUUGCUCUGAUGAGGUGCCCCAGCGACAUGAUUGUUGAUCGAAUCCGACUCAUGUUAGAGAGAGAAAAAUCAAACCAAGUCGGAUCUUUUGUGUGGUCGCAUCUGACGAACCUGAUGGAAACAUCGGAUCCACACCGACAGGACAUAAGGUCAAUCCUCGAGGAUGAGAAGCUGAAGAAGGAGUUUAAUCUUGACAACCGCAAAUUUUCUAGAAACUACGAGAAGUCCGUCUACUUUGAAACCUUGAAUGCUGGAGCCGCAGUCGAGAGCAAUGUCAUCUUCUCUGAAAAGUCAUUUGUUCCCCGUUCUGCUAACCUCAACUUAACCAUUGAUCUCUUUGGACAUGCCAUCAACGUUUUAGAAUUUGGUGGACGUGUUGAAAACGCGGAUUCAUUGCUUGAGAAAUUAUUCUCUCAAUACGCCAUGACAAAACGUCCAAUGAAAGCAGGUGGAGAGGACAAACUUGAUAUGCUGUUUUUCAUGAGAAUAUUCGGCAAAGAUGUUAUGGUCAACAAGUUUAACAAGAACCCAAUGUCAAUGCUUGGCAAGCCUAGAACGUCUUUAUUUAAGACUAUGCAAUUUAUUGAUAGCAAAAUCACUGUGCCAACUUGCAUGGGACUCCCGUUGAAUCUGAUUGUCACGACAACUGGUGGCUUGGACUACGAGUCAAAGAAUGGUUAUGAGAAAGCCAAAUUCUUAGCUGGAUUUAAACUGAGUGCAGAGUUCCAGGUCAGAAGCCUCAUGGCUGUGACUGCUCCCUUCACUAAGAUUGGCUUGAAAAUGCUGACCACUGCCCACACCUCAAAUGAUGUCCAACUUAAAAAGGAAGGAGAAAAAAUAAACAUAAAACUACCAAAGAAGUUAGAAUUCCUUAACAUAAAGACUGAGUUCUCCACAGUCCACGAUAGGAAGACGAAGGUGCAACCGUUAAUUACUGAUGAUGUCCACCGAAUAAACUUCUGUUCCGGAGAAAGUCUGAAGGUCUUAACUGGAUUGAGAUUCUGCCAGGACAUUCAAUAUGUCAAUGCUUCAAGUCACAAAAAUGCACCAUAUUUCCCCUUCACUGGACCCAUGAAAUUUAACUGGUAUAUGAAGAAUGAAGAUGCACCAAAUGAUUAUGUGAUAGAAGCUUACUCUGCUGUGAGUAAUUUAUCUUUUUUAAUUUGA
This is a messenger RNA of Octopus bimaculoides (California two-spot octopus), 2563 nucleotides long. RefSeq lists its product as uncharacterized. Lineage: Eukaryota; Metazoa; Mollusca; Cephalopoda; Octopoda; Octopodidae. Gene Ontology annotation, biological process: lipid transport. Gene Ontology annotation, molecular function: lipid carrier activity. The record is from RefSeq and is a predicted model, not a curated record.